Messenger RNA from Labrus bergylta (ballan wrasse), 2189 nucleotides. The record is from RefSeq and is a predicted model, not a curated record. NCBI's taxonomy places the organism in Eukaryota, Metazoa, Chordata, Actinopteri, Labriformes, Labridae.
UUAAUCUUUCAUUGCAGCCAAAACAUCUUUACUGGUUACUGAGUUUAGAGGUGUUCUCUCUCAAACACUAACAGUUCAACAUUCAGUCUUCAUUCCCUCACCUGUUCAUAUCUGAGACAUUUUACACCUGGUGAACAAUCUGCGUCUGUCCUGAUGAUGAAAAAGAUGAAGAUGGUGAUGAUCUCUCUGACUGCAGGAAGCUGAAAACACUUUUCUCUGAGAGAAUGAGACCUGGAUCAGCUGCAGUGUUUCUGAUUCUCCUGAUGAACGUCUCCACAGGUCAAACUCUGACAUGUGGUCCAUAUCAUUAUGAGAUACAUGAUAGAUGCUGUACUAUGUGUCCAGCUGGAGGUUGGGUUUCUGCAGACUGCACAGACUUCAGAAGUACUCUCUGUAAGCCCUGCCCUGAUGGAACCUUCAUGGACCAUCCGACUUACCAUCCAGUCUGCUACAUCUCUAAAAGCUGUGAUGAAGGUUCUGGUCUGAAGAUGAAGACGUCGUGUACAAAAGUAUCAGACACAGUUUGUGAACCUCUGGAAGGAUUUUACUGCUCAGACUCUAGAAAGGACGACUGUGUGGAAGCAAGGAAACACAGACACUGUGAACCAGGAGAAUACAUCAGAGAACACGGAACUUCCUCCACAGACACCGUGUGCUCGACCUGCUCUGAUGGAACAUUUUUAGACGGGACGUUUACAUUUUGUCAGAAACACAAACAAUGUGAAUCAGAGGGUCUGCUGCUGCUGAGAGCAGGAACCAAGACAGAGGACGCUCAGUGUGGAGAUAUACCAUCAGACUGGACUGGACUGAUAGUUGGUGGUGUUUUGGGGCAUUUAGCUGUCGUGCUUGUGGCAUUAACAGCAUGGUUUUGCAGAGAGAAGAUAACAAGUUUUCUAAACAGAAAAAAAAAAAGCUCAGCAGGAACUCCUGACGAGGAGCUAGAUACCGCAGGAAGACGGAUCCCACAGCCCAGGACCCCUCUCACCCACUCAUCACAGCCCAGGACCCCUCUCACCCACUCACCACAGCCCACGACAGGACCCCACUCACCCACUCACCGCAGCCCAGGACCCCUCUCACCCACUCAUCACAGCCCAGGACCCCUCUCACCCACUCAUCACAGCCCAGGACCCCUCUCACCCACUCAUCACAGCCCAGGACCUCUCUCACCCACUCACCACAGCCCACGACAGGACCCCACUCACCCACUCACCACAGCCCACGACAGGACCCCACUCACCCACUCACCGCAGCCCAGGACCCCUCUCAACCACUCACCGCAGCCCAGGACCCCUCUCACCAACUCACUGCAGCCCAGGACCCCUCUCACCAACUCACCGCAGCCCAGGACCCCUCUCACCCACUCAUCACAGCCCAGGACCCCUCUCACCCACUCACCACAGCCCACGACAGGACCCCACUCCCCCACUCACCGCAGCCCAGGACCCCUCUCACCCACUCAUCACAGCCCAGGACCCCUCUCACCCACUCAUCACAGCCCAGGACCUCUCUCACCCACUCACCACAGCCCACGACAGGACCCCACUCACCCACUCACCACAGCCCAUGACAGGACCCCACUCACCCACUCACCGCAGCCCAGGACCCCUCUCACCCACUCACCACAGCCCAGGUCCCCUCUCACCCACUCAUCACCGCCCAGGACCCCUCUCACCCACUCACCACAGCCCAGGUCCCCUCUCACCCACUCAUCACCGCCCAGGACCCCUCUCACCCACUCAUCACCGCCUAGGUCCCCUCUCACCCACUCACCACAGCCCAGGUCCCCUCUCACCCACUCAUCACCACAGCCCAGCCCACGACAGGACCCCACUCACCCAUUCACCACAGCUCAGGACCCCUCCCACCCACUCACCACAGCUCAGGACCCCUCUCAUCCACUCACCACAGCUCAGGACCCCUCUCACCGCAGCCCAGGACCCCUCUCACCCACUCAUCACAGCUCAGGACCCCUCUCACCCACUCAUCCUCAGGACCCCUCUCACCCACUCACCACAGCCAAGGACCCCUCUCACCCACUCAACCCAAUCUUUCAUCAGAGCGGCUUUGUGUCCCGCUUUGGAGCGAAGCAGGGCUUGGAGAGCCAGGUGAAGAAGGUGUGCUGUUGGACUCUGCUGGCCUUGGCUGGGAGCAUCCUGACCUACUGCGUUUGGAAGAGGGUGGUUUAG